GCCGUUGGCGCGAAGGUGCACGGCUCGGGCCACACGCAGGGGCGGCAGGAAACAAUAGAGGCCGCGCGCGCGGAGCGAGCGCCCUCGAGCCCUCCCCAUCCCCCACCCCUUCACCCUCACCCCCCCCUUACGGUGCCGCGACCCCAGGAGCCCCCGGUCCCUCUGCCCGUCAUUCAGUCCGUCAACUUCUUCGCCCGCCAUGGCCGACAAGGAAGCAGCCUUUGACGAUGCUGUAGAAGAACGAGUGAUCAACGAAGAGUAUAAAAUAUGGAAAAAAAAUACCCCUUUUCUCUAUGAUUUAGUGAUGACCCAUGCCCUAGAGUGGCCUAGCCUGACUGCACAGUGGCUUCCAGAUGUAACCAGACCUGAAGGGAAAGAUUUCAGCAUUCAUCGACUUGUUCUGGGCACACAUACAUCAGAUGAACAGAAUCAUCUUGUGAUAGCCAGUGUGCAACUUCCCAAUGAUGACGCUCAGUUUGAUGCCUCUCACUAUGACAGUGAGAAAGGAGAAUUUGGGGGCUUUGGCUCAGUAAGUGGGAAAAUUGAAAUUGAAAUCAAAAUUAACCAUGAAGGCGAAGUAAACAGGGCUCGUUAUAUGCCCCAGAAUCCUUGCAUCAUUGCAACAAAGACUCCAUCCAGUGAUGUCCUUGUGUUUGACUACACCAAGCAUCCUUCAAAACCAGACCCUUCUGGGGAGUGUAACCCAGACUUGCGUCUCCGUGGACAUCAAAAGGAGGGGUAUGGGCUGUCAUGGAACCCAAAUCUCAGUGGACACUUGCUUAGUGCAUCAGAUGAUCAUACCAUCUGCUUGUGGGACAUCAGUGCAGUUCCAAAGGAAGGCAAAGUAGUGGAUGCAAAGACCAUAUUCACAGGACACACAGCAGUAGUGGAAGAUGUUUCUUGGCACUUGCUCCAUGAAUCUCUCUUUGGAUCAGUUGCUGAUGAUCAGAAGCUUAUGAUCUGGGAUACACGGUCAAAUAAUACUUCUAAACCAAGCCACUCAGUGGAUGCCCACACUGCCGAAGUAAAUUGUCUCUCUUUUAAUCCUUAUAGUGAAUUCAUUCUUGCCACAGGAUCAGCUGAUAAGACAGUUGCAUUGUGGGACCUUAGAAAUCUGAAACUGAAGUUGCAUUCCUUUGAAUCACAUAAGGAUGAAAUAUUCCAGGUUCAGUGGUCUCCCCACAAUGAAACUAUCUUGGCUUCCAGUGGCACUGACCGCAGGCUAAAUGUCUGGGAUUUGAGUAAAAUUGGAGAAGAGCAGUCCCCUGAAGAUGCAGAAGAUGGGCCACCAGAAUUAUUGUUUAUUCAUGGUGGUCACACUGCCAAGAUAUCUGAUUUCUCCUGGAACCCCAAUGAACCUUGGGUUAUUUGUUCUGUAUCAGAAGACAAUAUCAUGCAAGUCUGGCAGAUGGCUGAGAACAUAUACAAUGAUGAAGACCCUGAAGGAAGUGUGGAUCCAGAGGGACAGGGGUCCUAGACAUGUCUGCACUGGUGCUGAUUUUUAGACUCCCCUUUCUUCCCAACCUGAGAUUAAUUUAACACUGGUUUUGAGACAAGACCUUUUUUUGUCCAGACAUUCUUCUAUAGGCACCUGUCAACCCAGAAAGUGAAUGAUUUCUAACUCUUAACUGGGGGGGGAGGAGGGCUUGACUCAGCAGAGCCACAGACCCAUAUUUAAUUUUUUUCCAAGAACUUUUUAUGAGUAAAUCCAGCUGUAAAAUCUGAUUUAGCCACAGCAAUUGGACCAUGAGUGUUUUAUUUUUCUUCAUCUGCUAUAACAGCAAGUUUUUCAGGCUAAUUUAAGUAAAAUUAGAAUGGGGUAGGAUUUAUAUCCAGGUGAGGAGUCUGACCCACUGAGGUAUUAGCAUUGUAAAGAUGUCUAAACUGUUUCCCUCGUUUAUAAAGAUUCAGAGACUAAAAUUGGCAUGGCUAACCUUAUAGGGUCCAGAUAAUCCCUGUUGUAGACUGGCCUACCCCUGCAGAUUUCCUCUGUAACCAGUCAAAAUUUCUUAUUAAAAUGUUUUAUUUAAUUUUUUUUUUCUUCCCUAGUGACUGUUAACUCUCUCCUUCUACUUCUCAUCGGGUGGGGGACAAACAGCCAUGUGAAAUGUUGUAGCUAUACCUACAGAAAUAUCUUUGUUCACCUCAUAUAGUUUUGCUCUCUAGUAUAUUUCUUGAGCUAUGUUUUCAUAUUAUUUCUUUCCUGUGAAUUUUUUUUUUUUUAAACUUGGGACCACCAGGUUAUAAAGGUGUAUGUUUUUACCUGACAGAUGUACUGCUGGUAAACUGCCCAGUAAUCUGAAAACAGAGCAAUUAGUAGCUGAAAUAUACUUUAAAAUUAAUUCUGGAUGGCUUUUCUUCCUUUUUUCCUUUCUUAUUAAAAAAAAAAAAAGUUUUUUCCAAUAUACCCCACAUAAACGGAAUUAGUCCUUGACCACUCGUUUUAUACGAUGUCCUUUGGGGUAACUUGUCCAACCAGCAAUCUGUUACUGUCUAUGACUAACUGUAAGUGCUUAUGAUGGAAUAAAUUGUUUUUCUAUAUAACAA
Messenger RNA from Antechinus flavipes (yellow-footed antechinus), 2547 nucleotides. RefSeq names its product RB binding protein 4, chromatin remodeling factor (gene RBBP4). The record is from RefSeq and is a predicted model, not a curated record. Gene Ontology annotation, cellular component: NuRD complex; ESC/E(Z) complex; nucleus. The transcript is spliced from 12 exons. The coding region runs from base 200 to 1477 and encodes 425 amino acids. Gene Ontology annotation, molecular function: histone binding. Gene Ontology annotation, biological process: regulation of gene expression. NCBI's taxonomy places the organism in Eukaryota, Metazoa, Chordata, Mammalia, Dasyuromorphia, Dasyuridae.